Dissoconium aciculare CBS 342.82 is the source of this 1453-nucleotide messenger RNA. Its product is annotated as FAD dependent oxidoreductase. The record is from RefSeq and is a predicted model, not a curated record. The transcript has 2 exons. The coding region runs from base 339 to 1442 and encodes 367 amino acids. Lineage: Eukaryota; Fungi; Ascomycota; Dothideomycetes; Mycosphaerellales; Dissoconiaceae. Gene Ontology annotation, molecular function: (S)-2-hydroxyglutarate dehydrogenase activity; (S)-2-hydroxy-acid oxidase activity. Gene Ontology annotation, cellular component: mitochondrion.
UGGGCAGAUCACAACCAGCUCGUCGACAUGAACACAUCGCCUUUGCUGGCCAUGUUUUAGCUCGAGGCGCGAUUGAGGAAUCGCGUCGUUGUUCAGGUACGACACUACCCAGGUAACGACUAUAACAAACCUUCGUUCAUAACCAAGUCGUUGGAAUGUUGCCCGCACGUCGUAGCGUGCAUGUGCUACGAUCACAGCGACGAUGCUUCUCAGCUUCGACGUCUCACGGUGCCGACUUCACCCAUGCCGUCAUCGGGGCAGGUGCUGUGGGACUGGCCAUAGCACGGAGGUUGCAACAGGUUGAUGGCGCGAGAGUGGUGCUGAUCGAAAAGCAUGGCAUGGUCGGCAGCGAGACGAGUAGUCGCAACUCUGAGGUCAUCCAUGCCGGCCUCUACUAUGGGCCCGACAGCCUAAAGACAAAGCUCUGCCUGCUCGGCAAGCAGAUGAUGUACGACCUCUGCCAGAAACAAGGGAUUUCCCACAUGAAUUGCGGCAAAUGGAUCGUCGCCCAAGAUGAAACCCAGAUGGCCGAAUUACAGAAAGUUUAUGAUUUCGCAAAGUCCAUGGAUAUCCCCAUCCGAUGGGUGUCCAAACAGGAGGCCAAGGAUCGCGAACCAGACGUCCGGGCGGAGGCGGGAGUGCUCGAAAGUUCCUCUACGGGCAUCGUCGACUCCCACUCAUACAUGCAAUUCCUCCAGGGGGAUUUCGAGAACCUCGGAGGAGAUCUCGCGCUGGCCAGCUCUGUGUCUCGGAUUGAAGCGCCAACGUCGUCGUCGAAUCCCGAAUGGACCAUCUGGGCCGGCAGCGAUGCGCCACCAUCAUCAGGAGGUGCUUCCUCCUCCGCAAGCAACAUCGACAACCCAGACCAGAACCAGAUCGCCGUCACAGCCUCCACACUAAUCAACAGCGCCGGCCUCUACGCCUGUGCCAUCUCCAACAUGGCCCUCCCUCCCUCCCGCCACAUCACCCCCUAUUACGCCAAAGGCUCCUACUACUCCUACUCGGCCUCCUUUCCCAAACCCAAGACCCUCGUCUACCCGGCCCCUGUCCCCGGCCACGGUGGUCUAGGUACACACCUCACCCUCGACAUGUCCGGACGGAUCCGCUUCGGUCCAGAUGUCGAAUGGGUAGACAGCCCGACCGAUCUCGCGCCGACGUACGUCGCGGAACGCUUCGAGGCGGCUCUCAAGGACAUUGAGACCUAUCUGCCUGGGCUGCAAAGGGACGCGGUGAAUUUGGAUUACGCGGGGAUUCGGCCGAAGUUGGGGAAAUUGUCGGCGGUGGGGAGUGGUGGGAAGGGCUUUCAGGAUUUUGUGAUCAGGAAGGAGGAAGGGUUUCCGGAUGAGGCGCCGUUUGUAAACCUUUUGGGGAUUGAGAGUCCCGGGUUGACCAGCAGCCUCGCGAUUGCGGAGGAGGUUUAUGAGAUUUUGUAUCGGCGGUGACGAUGACGAUA